AUGGCCUCAUUGCCACUCACCUCGACCAACUCGCUCUGUGCGGUGGUCGUCCUGGUAAUAGUGGCCGUUCUAACUAUCGUCCUGUCCCUCUUCCAUAGUCUUUCUAUUCCUCAGAAUACCAAAGUACCCAAAUGUCGACCAAAGCACUCUCCUAUUCACCUCCUGGUUGUCCUGGGCAGCGGCGGUCAUACUGCCGAGAUGUUCUCUAUGCUACGACGAAUGCAACUUAAUACAUCCAGGUAUAGCUACCGAACCUACGUCGUGAGCUCGGGGGAUGAAUUUAGCGCCGCUAAGGCGAUUGAAUUUGAAAAGAGUCUCCAAGGCGAAGAAGAUGUCCCGUUCCCCCAGGGUGUCUCGCUCCCGGGUGCACCUCCCCCAUUACUGGGUGGCCCUCCGCCGUUAAUGGAUGGUCCUCCCCCGCUGAUGAAUGGUCCUCCUCCGUUAAUGGGUGCUCUUCCUCCGUUACAGGCUGCUACGCCCCAGGGUGUCCCGUCACAGGAUUCCCCCUACACCAUCGUCACCAUCCCGCGGGCACGUCGCGUCCAUCAAUCAUUCUUUACCGCGCCCCACUCUACCCUUCAAUGCUUUUGGGCCUGUAUCCGUGUGCUGUGCGGUCGAUAUCCGGAUCAGAAGCCAGUUCCUUUGAGUUACUCACCAUAUCCGGACUUGAUCUUGACAAACGGACCGGCGACAGCUGUUUGCGUUAUAAUGGCUGCCAAAUUUUUGCGCUUGUUUCGCCGCUAUGCUAUGAAAGAAAAGAAGCAGGGAAACAUGCCGACUGUUCAGGAUAUUCGACUGCGCACUAUCUUUGUGGAAUCGUGGGCCCGGGUGACCACUUUGAGUCUCUCUGGCAAGCUCUUGCUGCCUUUUGUCGACCGAUUCCUCGUUCAGUGGCCUGCAUUGGAAGGAAAGGCUGCUUGGUGGAGUAUGAGGAAGACGGAGUAUGCUGGCGCGCUGGUAGACUGA
Messenger RNA from Aspergillus chevalieri, 966 nucleotides. RefSeq names its product glycosyltransferase family protein (gene ALG14). The record is from RefSeq and is a predicted model, not a curated record. Gene Ontology annotation, biological process: dolichol-linked oligosaccharide biosynthetic process. Bases 1 to 966 code for a protein of 321 amino acids. Gene Ontology annotation, cellular component: UDP-N-acetylglucosamine transferase complex. Lineage: Eukaryota; Fungi; Ascomycota; Eurotiomycetes; Eurotiales; Aspergillaceae. The transcript is spliced from 2 exons.